UCAUGAUCCGGGUUGCAGGAAUCGUAUACGAUCUUAGUGCACUAUUUAUAAUACUUAAAAUCGCAAAAUCUUAAAACGCGGAUACAGAUAAUUACAAGUGUGCCGAAAUGUCGAAUUUCUCUCGUACUUUGCGUCCUUUCUUGAGGUGCGUCCGUAGUCGUCAUCAGAAAAGAACAUAUGCAGACGCAGCCGAUCAAAUGAAAUUUACGUUUGCUGGUGCUAAUCAGGUAUUCUAUGAUCAAGCUGUAAUUCGGCAAGUCGAUGUACCUUCCUUCUCAGGUUCCUUUGGUAUUCUACCAAAGCAUGUGCCUACAUUAGCAGUUUUGAAGCCUGGUGUAGUUACAGUUUAUGAAGAGGACAGCUCAACCAAGAAAAUUUUUGUUUCUUCUGGUACGAUCACCAUUAAUGAAGAUAGCAGUGUACAGAUUUUAGCAGAGGAAGCCCAUCCAGUAGAACACCUUGAUAAUUCGGCAGCAAGAGAUAUUCUUAAUAAAGCUCAACAACAGCUUUCUUCAGUUACAUCGGACGUAGAUAAGGCUGAAGCAGGUAUUGCAGUUGAAGUUGCAGAAGCACUUGUACAAGCUACACAAUAAAUGUUAUAAGUAAUAUGAAAUUACAUAUAUAUACAUAUACUUCGACACGCUACCAGUUAGAAAAAGGCAUGUGGUCAACAUAUGUAUCAUAAUAUUGUUGUAUGAUAGUGUAACAACAAUAAAAUGUGUUAAAUCAUGUAUAUUUAUUAAAA
Molecule: messenger RNA, 745 nt
Organism: Mycetomoellerius zeteki
Lineage: Eukaryota; Metazoa; Arthropoda; Insecta; Hymenoptera; Formicidae
Gene: ATPsyndelta
Product: ATP synthase, delta subunit
Exons: 4
Coding region: 108-593 (161 amino acids)
Biological process (GO): proton motive force-driven ATP synthesis
Molecular function (GO): proton-transporting ATP synthase activity, rotational mechanism
Source: RefSeq, a predicted model, not a curated record